AACUCUCUAAAAAAAAUAAAAAUGGCGGCGUUUUUGCAGACGAACAUCCGAAUGAGUUCGAUCAAGAUCGUCCCGGGAAAAUACAGUGCUCUCACCGACCAUUAUCGCACGCCGUGUCGUGUAAGGUGUGCCGCCUCUUCACCGGGGAAAAAACGUUUUAACAUCGCUCUACUUCCCGGCGACGGAAUUGGUCCAGAAGUUAUCGCUGUUGCUAAGACUGUGCUUCAGAAAGCUGGAUCUCUUGAAGGACUGGAGUUUGAUUUCCAGGAGAUGCCUGUCGGAGGAGCAGCCUUGGAUUUGGUCGGAGUUCCCAUGCCGGAGGAAACUUUCACCGCUGCUAAACAGUCUGAUGCUAUACUUCUUGGAGCUAUUGGAGGGUACAAAUGGGACAAGAAUGAGAAACAUCUGAGACCUGAGAUGGCUCUGUUUUAUCUUCGAAGAGAUCUCAAAGUCUUUGCAAAUCUAAGACCUGCUACCGUUUUGCCAGAGUUAGUUGAUGCAUCCACGUUGAAGAAAGAAGUAGCAGAAGGUGUUGAUAUGAUGAUUGUAAGAGAGCUCACUGGAGGUAUUUACUUUGGAGAGCCAAGAGGCAUUAAGAUCAAUGAAAAUGGCGAAGAAGUUGGCAUUAGUACAGAGAUCUACGCUGCUCACGAGAUUGACAGAAUUGCUCGUGUUGCAUUCGAGACUGCUAGGAAAAGGCGUGGCAAGUUGUGUUCUGUGGACAAAGCCAAUGUGUUGGAUGCAUCAAUAUUAUGGAGGAAAAGAGUAACAGCGUUAGCCUCUGAAUAUCCAGAUGUUGAACUAUCACAUAUGUAUGUUGAUAAUGCUGCAAUGCAGCUUAUCCGUGACCCCAAACAGUUUGACACAAUCGUCACCAAUAACAUUUUUGGUGAUAUAUUAUCUGAUGAAGCUUCAAUGAUCACUGGAAGCAUUGGAAUGCUUCCAUCUGCGAGUCUCAGUGAAUCGGGACCUGGACUCUUUGAACCUAUACACGGUUCUGCACCAGAUAUAGCUGGACAAGACAAGGCAAACCCAUUGGCCACUAUUCUCAGCGCCGCUAUGCUUCUGAAAUAUGGACUUGGAGAAGAAAAAGCUGCAAAGAGGAUUGAAGACGCUGUCGCGGAUGCUCUGAGCAAAGGGUUCAGAACUGGAGACAUCUACUCCCCCGGAAAUAAACUGGUGGGAUGCAAAGAAAUGGGAGAAGAGGUGCUCAAAUCAGUGGACUCCAAAGUUCCAGCUACUGUUUAAGUGUAUUGAUGAUUUGCAAAUGUGUGUCGUAUUGAUUUUACGGUUACUUAUAUGCUAAUCCAUGUAUUAGAAACCGUAUUAUUCUAGCAUUUCAACAAAUUAAUGAAUAAGUGGGAUUGAUUCUGCAAUUCAAAGA
Molecule: messenger RNA, 1384 nt
Organism: Capsella rubella
Lineage: Eukaryota; Viridiplantae; Streptophyta; Magnoliopsida; Brassicales; Brassicaceae
Product: 3-isopropylmalate dehydrogenase 3, chloroplastic
Exons: 9
Coding region: 22-1248 (408 amino acids)
Biological process (GO): L-leucine biosynthetic process
Molecular function (GO): magnesium ion binding; NAD binding; 3-isopropylmalate dehydrogenase activity
Source: RefSeq, a predicted model, not a curated record